Trypanosoma theileri is the source of this 828-nucleotide messenger RNA. RefSeq lists its product as uncharacterized. NCBI's taxonomy places the organism in Eukaryota, Euglenozoa, Kinetoplastea, Trypanosomatida, Trypanosomatidae. Bases 1 to 828 code for a protein of 275 amino acids. The record is from RefSeq and is a predicted model, not a curated record. The transcript has a single exon.
AUGCAGCGAGAUGUAUACGCCUCACUUAUUAAGAAGAGACAUAAACAAAUGAUCCCACUGUUAAUUCACCAAGUCUCUGGCGAUAUCACCCGUGAAAAUAUAUUUGAUGAAGUCUUUAGUGGAUAUAAACUACGCCGUAUUGCCUUAAUGACUCACAUGGCCGCCACUACUCCUAAUCUACCACGACUACCACGUGAUAUUAUCGUGACAGACUUUGAUAAACUAAAGUCUAUUCAUCAACCACACUUUCAUUAUAAGUUACUACCACUACUCUGUACAGACUUUGAGGCUUUUUCAGCUCUGCAGGGAAUCUGUGCAAGUCAAAACUCUCCCUUUACCAUUGAGGAUAGACGAGAUCCACAAGGUCUCACAUAUAGACUUGUCAAUGGAUGUGCAGAGCGACAAGCACUCUGUGAUUUCUUUGCCGAACACAUUCCAGUCUCUGAACGCGAAGUGCCGGUGUAUUCUCGUAAACUUCCCAUUGCCGCUGUUUUGUUUGAUGGUGUUCUCAUCACACGUAAAUGCACAAAUGCGGGUGGAAAGACGGCCGCACUGUUAACUGUACAUGAGGCAGCCACAGAUAAAGUCAUCACAGAGCGUGCGCUUAUGCGAGAUUUCUUUGUGAAUCCACUCUAUACAAAGAUGAGUGGAAACUCAGAACUUGCACAAGCCGUGCGAUUAGCACGACAUUCUUCACAUUUUAUGGCGGUAAAGCGACCAGUAGGGAACGAUGAUGGGAGUCGACGCUCUUUGUUACGUUCUGCAGCUGCAAAAAAAUUGUUUCUCUUUGAAAAGAUAGGGGAUGAAUACCGCUUUGCACAUUUAUAG